Messenger RNA from Cyprinus carpio (common carp), 3502 nucleotides. RefSeq names its product sodium/potassium-transporting ATPase subunit alpha-1-like. Gene Ontology annotation, biological process: intracellular sodium ion homeostasis; potassium ion import across plasma membrane; proton transmembrane transport. Gene Ontology annotation, molecular function: ATP hydrolysis activity; ATP binding; P-type sodium:potassium-exchanging transporter activity. NCBI's taxonomy places the organism in Eukaryota, Metazoa, Chordata, Actinopteri, Cypriniformes, Cyprinidae. The record is from RefSeq and is a predicted model, not a curated record. Gene Ontology annotation, cellular component: membrane.
AUGAUAAAUUGUUAUGUGCAAACUACCACAGGUCUUUUCAAAUAUUGAGUAAGCUCGUUCCUCAUGUAGAUGUCAAUGACAUGACCUACCUUUAUGGAUGAAGGUUGAAUAAAUGUUAAAGCUCCAUGACAGCAACCAAAGCUCCUCCCUAAUCUUCUUACAACUCCGCCUUGAAACAGGUUAGUUGGCAGGGUAUAAAUUUUGUGAACCUUGCUUGGACACACAGGAGCUUUUUGUCUCCGGAGAGGCUUUCAGGAGGACUACGACAUCUAAAAUUCGAAAACUGCAGAGUUAAAAUUGAAAUAAACAAGGAAAAUGGGGCUUGGAACGGGGAAUGAUAAGUACAAAUUGGCGGCAACUUCAGAGGAUGGAGCCAAAAAGCCAAAAAAAGGGAAAAAGAAACAGAAGGACAUGGACGAUCUUAAAAAAGAAGUGGAUCUGGAUGACCACAAGUUGACAAUGGAUGAGCUUCACCGCAAAUAUGGCACUGACCUGACCAGGGGCUUGUCCUCUUCUCGUGUAAAGGAGAUCUUAGCUCGUGAUGGGCCCAAUGCCCUGACCCCACCUCCUACAACUCCAGAAUGGGUCAAGUUCUGUAAACAGCUCUUUGGUGGGUUCUCAACGCUGCUGUGGAUUGGUGCAAUCCUUUGUUUUCUGGCAUACGGUAUCCAGGCUGCCUCUGAAGAUGAACCUGCUAAUGACAAUCUUUACCUGGGAAUUGUGCUUGCUGCUGUUGUCAUAAUAACAGGAUGCUUCUCAUACUACCAAGAAGCCAAGAGCUCUAAAAUCAUGGAAUCUUUUAAGAACCUUGUUCCUCAGCAAGCCCUGGUUGUGCGUGAUGGAGAGAAAAAGAGCAUCAAUGCCGAGGAGGUAGUAGCUGGUGAUCUUGUGGAGGUCAAAGGUGGAGACAGAAUCCCAGCUGAUCUUCGUAUCAUCAGUGCGCAUGGAUGCAAGGUGGACAACUCUUCACUCACUGGUGAAUCUGAACCCCAGACUCGUACUCCUGACUUCUCCAAUGAAAAUCCCCUGGAAACCAGAAACAUUGCAUUCUUCUCUACCAACUGUGUUGAAGGUACUGCCAGAGGGAUUGUCAUCAACACCGGUGACCGUACUGUCAUGGGUCGUAUCGCCACUCUUGCCUCCAGUCUGGAUUGUGGACAGACACCAAUCGCUAAAGAGAUUGAGCAUUUCAUCCACAUCAUCACUGGUGUAGCUGUCUUCCUGGGUGUCUCCUUCUUCGUUCUUUCCCUGAUUCUUGGAUAUGGGUGGUUGGAAGCUGUCAUCUUCCUGAUUGGAAUCAUUGUUGCUAAUGUACCUGAAGGUCUCCUUGCCACUGUAACUGUGUGUCUAACUCUGACUGCCAAACGUAUGGCAAAGAAGAACUGCCUGGUGAAGAAUCUCGAAGCUGUGGAGACUCUUGGCUCGACCUCCACCAUUUGCUCUGACAAGACUGGAACUUUGACCCAGAACCGAAUGACCGUCGCUCACAUGUGGUUUGACAACCAGAUUCAUGAAGCAGACACCACAGAGAACCAGAGUGGAACCUCAUUUGACAGGAGCUCUCCAACUUGGUCUGCUCUUGCACGUGUUGCUGGCUUGUGCAACCGUGCAGUCUUCCUUGCUGAUCAAAGCCAUGUGCCAAUCCUUAAGCGAGACACAGCUGGUGAUGCCUCAGAGUCUGCCCUGUUGAAGUGUAUUGAGCUGUGCUGUGGUUCAGUCACUGAAAUGAGAGAGAAGUACCCAAAGUCUGCUGAGAUCCCUUUCAACUCCACCAACAAGUAUCAGCUCUCAAUCCACAAGAAUCCAAAUUCUUCAGAGUCUAAGCACCUGCUAGUGAUGAAGGGAGCCCCUGAGAGAAUUUUGGAUCGAUGCUCCUCCAUUUUGAUUCAAGGAAAAGAACAGCUUUUGGAUGAUGAAAUGAAAGAUUCAUUCCAAAAUGCUUAUGUAGAACUUGGAGGUCUUGGAGAAAGAGUGCUGGGUUUCUGCCACUUUAACCUCCCUGAUGACCAAUUUCCUGAGGGUUUUGCAUUUGAUUCUGAAGAAGUAAACUUCCCCACUGAGAACCUGUGUUUUGUUGGCCUCAUAUCCAUGAUCGAUCCUCCUCGUGCAGCUGUACCAGAUGCUGUGGGCAAGUGCAGGAGUGCAGGAAUCAAGGUUAUCAUGGUUACUGGUGACCAUCCAAUUACAGCUAAAGCUAUUGCAAAGGGUGUUGGUAUCAUCUCUGAAGGGAAUGAGACUGUGGAAGACAUUGCUGCACGUUUGAACAUCCCUGUUGGAGAGGUCAAUCCAAGAGAUGCUAAGGCCUGUGUGGUCCAUGGUGGUGAACUGAAGAAUAUGAGUGUAGAAGAGCUGGAUGAUAUCCUGAAACACCAUACAGAAAUUGUGUUCGCCAGAACUUCUCCACAACAAAAGCUGAUUAUUGUGGAAGGGUGUCAACGACAGGGUGCCAUUGUAGCUGUAACCGGUGAUGGUGUCAAUGAUUCUCCUGCUCUGAAGAAAGCUGACAUUGGUGUGGCUAUGGGUAUCGCUGGAUCUGAUGUAUCCAAACAGGCUGCUGACAUGAUCCUUCUGGAUGACAACUUUGCCUCAAUUGUCACGGGAGUAGAAGAAGGACGUCUGAUCUUUGACAACUUGAAAAAGUCCAUUGCCUACACGCUGACCAGUAACAUCCCUGAGAUCUCACCCUUCCUUUUGUUCAUCAUUGCUAAUAUUCCUUUACCUUUGGGUACUGUCACCAUUCUCUGUAUUGACCUGGGGACUGACAUGGUUCCUGCUAUCUCAUUGGCCUAUGAAAUUGCUGAAAGUGAUAUCAUGAAGAGACAACCCAGAAACGCUAAAACAGAUAAACUGGUGAAUGAGAGGCUAAUCAGUAUGGCCUACGGUCAAAUUGGUAUGAUGCAAGCAGUUGCAGGGUUCUUUACCUACUUUGUAAUUCUUGCCGAGAACGGAUUCCUGCCUUCCGAUUUAAUAGGAAUUCGAGUCAACUGGGAUGAUAAAUAUCUCAAUGACUUGGAAGAUAGCUAUGGCCAGCAAUGGACAUAUGAGCGCAGAAAGAUUGUGGAGUUCACAUGCCACACAGCAUUCUUCGCCAGUAUUGUGAUUGUGCAGUGGGCCGAUCUGAUCAUCUGCAAGACCAGAAGGAAUUCCAUUGUACAGCAGGGAAUGAGAAACAAAAUCCUCAUCUUUGGUCUGUUUGAAGAAACUGCUCUGGCAGCUUUCUUGUCCUACUGCCCAGGCAUGGACAUUGCUUUGAGAAUGUAUCCUCUCAAACCAUGUUGGUGGUUCUGUGCCUUCCCAUACUCUCUGCUCAUCUUCGUCUAUGAUGAAGUUAGAAGAUACAUCCUUAGGCGGAGCCCAGGAGGCUGGGUGGAACAAGAAACAUACUACUGAAACAAGAAAACUUUCUGUUGCAAACAUAUGCAAGAAGACAUUCUUUUUUAUAUUUUCAGAAUUAUACAGAAUCUGGUCAUUUUCAAUCAAUAAAUGUCAAAUUAAAAGAGAA